Messenger RNA from Hermetia illucens (black soldier fly), 1339 nucleotides. RefSeq lists its product as uncharacterized. The record is from RefSeq and is a predicted model, not a curated record. Bases 81 to 1316 code for a protein of 411 amino acids. The transcript is spliced from 6 exons. Lineage: Eukaryota; Metazoa; Arthropoda; Insecta; Diptera; Stratiomyidae.
UCGUACGGCGAAGGAAAACUAUUCAGUGUUGAUUAGAUCGUUGGGUUGAAUACGUUGUCCAAUUUUCUUGUGAUCAUAAAAUGAGUUUCAACGCGGAUGAACUAGAAGCCCCAGAAUGGGUCAAUUCUGAUUUUCUGAAAAAAGUUCUUGAAUAUAAUGGAGAUCUGAAAAAUGUGGCGAUCAAUGACUUCCAUAUAUCUCCAGCUACCGCUCUUGGUGAUCACUUUGCCAGCAUCAUGUUCCGAGCAAAGAUUAAAUUUUCAACACAAGAGCACUCGAACCGGGAACGCUCGAUAAUCAUCAAAACUUUGCCAGUCGUUGAUGGAGUGAAAAAGGAUAUGUUAGGCAAAAGCGAGGUAGACUUUUUUGGCACUGAAAUGUUCAUGUAUUCCAACGUGCUGAGUGAAUGCGGAAAAAUUUUGAGGAAAUCUGGCUAUAAUGACUUAUUGGCUCCAAAAAUGAUUUACCAAUCAUCGGAACCACAAAAGACUAUAGUUUUUGAGGACCUAAAGGAGCUAGGAUAUUUUAUGUUCCCAAAGAUAAUCCCAAAUGAAAAUGAUACCAAAUUAAUUUUCUCCAAAUUGGGACAAUAUCAUGCGGCUGCAUUCAAGCUGGCGGCAGAGGGUACCAAAGGUCUCAAUCGAAAAGGAGGACUUUUCAAUUUAGGGAGCAUGGAGAUGUUAAAUAUGUUUCGGGAUCAGUUAUCAUUUUUUAAGGAAUUAGUGGAAACAUUGCCCGGUUUUGAAGAAGCUUCAGAAAAACUGUCCAAAAUCACUCUUGACAAAGUCUUUGAAAAAUGCCGACAAGCUGUCAAUGCACCUGGUUCUUAUGAGGUCCUCAAUCAUGGAGACUACCACAUCAAAAACAUGAUGUUUAAGGGGAAAAAUGGAACAGAUGUUUCAGAAAUCGUGCUGGUUGACUUCCAAAUAUGCCAUUGGGGUUCGCCGGCCUAUGAUGUUGUUUAUAUGUCAGCUGUCAUUCCACCUAACAUGCGAUCGGAAGCAUACAAGCAUUAUUUCGAUACAUUCAUCGAUGUCCUGAAGAAAUCUGAUUACGACGGACCUUUACCUACAUUCGAACAACUGCAAAAAGAUUUGAAAUCUUAUAGAUGUUUGGAAUUAUUUUUCUUGGCAACAUUCACAUCGUUCCUGUGUGCAGAUAAAGCCCAAAUAAAAGACGACUUGGAUACUCUUUUUACGAAUUCAAACCUGUUCAAAGCAUUUUACCAUCAACCGACCUACAUUUCUUAUGUCAAAAAGUUAUUACCAGCCUUGUUACAAGAUGGCGUCCUAGACGAUGUUAUAAAUUCUGAUUAAAAGUUUUUAUUGUCAUAAUUUAA